AUGCUCCACAGACUAUUCAUGAUUAUUGUAGGCAUUGUGACGCCAUUACUAAUUUCAGUGUUUGCGAGUUAUCCAGCAUUUGGGUCGAAAGGUGUUCUUGGAUUUGUUGCUGAGAUUAAUGUUGCAGCACAAAGUGACAUGUGCGCCACCUUUGUGACUAUUCAUGGUUAUAAGUGCCACCAAUAUGAGGUGACUACUGAUGAUGGAUACAUACUGAGUGUGCAAAGAAUUCCGCAAGGACGAGUAGGUGGUAGCGGCCACAACAGGCAGCCAGUUUUAUUGCAACAUGGAAUACUGGUGGACGGAGCAACGUGGGUGAUGAAUUCAGCAGAACAAUCACUUGCAAUGAUUUUAGCAGACAGUGGCUUUGAUGUUUGGAUUGCCAACACCAGAGGAACAAGAUACAGCCUUCGUCAUCUCAAUCUUCAUUCUUAUAAUCCUGACUACUGGAAUUGGUCAUGGGAUGAUCUUGUAGUCCAUGACUUGCCCACUUUCGUUAACCUUGUCUAUGAACAAACUGGACACAAAGCUCACUACGUUGGCCAUUCAUUGGGAACUUUGAUAGCUUUGGCAUCAUUUUCAGAAGGAAGACAAAUAGACAAGAUAAAAUCAGCAGCUUUGCUAAGCCCAAUUGCUUAUUUGAGCCAUAUGACUACUGCACUUGGUGUCGUUACUGCUAGAUCCUUUCUUGGCGAGAUCACUACUAUAUUUGGUCUUGCAGAAUUUAAUCCAACAAGUGCGCCUGUGUCUAUUUUUGUCAAGGCGUUGUGUGCUCAGCGUGGGAUUAAUUGUUAUGACUUCCUCACUGCACUUACCGGGAAGAACUGUUGUCUAAACGCCUCCACGGUCGAUUUGUUCUUGAAGAAUGAGCCUCAACCCACAUCGACUAAGAACUUUGUGCAUUUAGCUCAAACUGUUAGAGAUGGAAUCCUUAGGAAAUACGACUAUGGGAGCUUUAUCAACAAUUUGGCACAUUAUGGUGAAGUUAAACCUCCACAGUAUAAUUUAGCAAAUAUUCCUCGAGACCUACCCCUGUUUCUGAGCUAUGGAGGCCAAGAUGCACUUUCUAGUACAAAAGAUGUGGAGACAUUACUGGAUCACCUCAAAAACCACGAUGUGGGAAAGUUACAUGUUCAAUAUGUCAAGGAUUUUGCUCAUGCUGAUUUCAUACUAGGAACUACUGCUAAGGACAUUGUCUUUAACCAGAUUGUAACCUUCUUUAGCAACCAAAACUAA
Messenger RNA from Solanum verrucosum, 1236 nucleotides. RefSeq names its product triacylglycerol lipase 2-like. The record is from RefSeq and is a predicted model, not a curated record. NCBI's taxonomy places the organism in Eukaryota, Viridiplantae, Streptophyta, Magnoliopsida, Solanales, Solanaceae. Bases 1 to 1236 code for a protein of 411 amino acids. The transcript has 9 exons. Gene Ontology annotation, molecular function: hydrolase activity, acting on ester bonds. Gene Ontology annotation, biological process: lipid metabolic process.